Molecule: messenger RNA, 723 nt
Organism: Arabidopsis thaliana (thale cress)
Lineage: Eukaryota; Viridiplantae; Streptophyta; Magnoliopsida; Brassicales; Brassicaceae
Product: Cytidine/deoxycytidylate deaminase family protein
Exons: 9
Coding region: 25-723 (232 amino acids)
Molecular function (GO): dCMP deaminase activity; hydrolase activity; zinc ion binding
Source: RefSeq, marked reviewed
GUUUUAUCGAUUUUGAAGCUCCCCAUGAACUCUCGAGAUCUUACACUCGUCUCUACAUCUGCAAUCUUCGGUGCUUUGAUUUCAGCUCUAGCAUUUCGCUUCUUCUCAUCAAACCCUAAAAACCCCAAAUCCCGAAAAUUCACUUCCACCGAAAUCUCUGCAAUUUCCAGAAAAUUCCCUGCUCUAGAUCCUUUCAGUCCUUUGAAACGAAAUGGGUACUUAUCAUGGGAUGAUUAUUUCAUGGCGAUUGCAUUCCUUUCUGCAGAACGAUCCAAGGAUCCUAACAGGCAGGUUGGCGCAUGUUUGGUGAGCCAAAAUGGUGUAAUCCUUGGGAUUGGCUAUAAUGGUUUUCCAAGAGGCUGCUCUGAUGACAAACUUCCUUGGGCCAAGAAAUCAAGAACUGGGGACCCAUUAGAGACCAAGUAUCCAUAUGUUUGUCACGCUGAAGUCAAUGCCAUACUAAACACAAACCACGCAUCGGCGGCUGGCCAGAAGCUUUAUGUGACAAUGUUCCCUUGCAAUGAAUGUGCCAAGAUUAUUUUACAGUCUGGUGUUGCUGAGGUAAUCUAUUUUGUGGAAAAGAGACCAAAUGACUCAGAUGUUGCCUAUGUAGCUUCUCACAAGCUCUUAUCCAUGGCAAACGUCAAAGUCAGGAAACAUCAACCAGAGAUGGAUGAGAUCUUGAUCAAGUUCGAAGAACACUUACUCCAACCAGAGACCUAA